This is a messenger RNA of Cyclocybe aegerita, 1092 nucleotides long. The record is from the annotation of a GenBank genome assembly. NCBI's taxonomy places the organism in Eukaryota, Fungi, Basidiomycota, Agaricomycetes, Agaricales, Hemipholiotaceae.
AUGAAUGAAGAUGCACUCAUAUUCCAACAAUUCACAGAGCAACUUGAAGAGGAGGCAGAUGAAGAGUACUGGGAGAUGGGUGCUGCUUCACUCGGCGUCAUAGUGGGAGGUGCCGAGAUCUCAUGGGCCCUUGGCCUUGUCCUCCAUUAUCUCAGCUCCACGAUGCUCGACAUCAGCUUGCAGCAAAUCUUUGCUCUCAUCCCUGCCACAGUUGUCCGGUAUCUUGACUUCUCACUUGACAUACUUCUCGAGGUCUUGCGAAGAAUGCCAGAUGCCCGUAUCAAGUGGCCGAAGGGUGGCCCAGGUGGUGGGCAAUUCCAAGAAUACAAUGAUCUUAUCAUUGUUCGACAUCCUCGACUGAUUGGGGCCUUUGCUGCCAUCGACGGAUUGAAUCUUCCUGUCCAAACAUCGGAGGAUGAAGAUAUUGAGAAUGCUACCUACAACGGGUGGCUCUCAGAGCAUUUUGUCAGCUCAGUACUUGUGUUCUCACCGAAAGGCAAGAACAUCAAUGCUAUUGUAACUUCAUUCACUGAUAAUAUCUUAGGUGAAAUCAUUGAUGCUGUUGUAAAUGCACCAGGCAGUUGGCACGAUGCUAAUGUUGCUUGUCCUAUUUUUGAACGGCUUCGCACACGAACACCACCUGGAUACUACCUCAUUGCUGACACAGCAUUUCCUCGUGGAACACAAUCCAUUGCAGGACACAUUCGCGCCCUGCUCAAGGCUGGCCAGGCUGUGCGAGGUACGCCAGACGAGAUUGCGGAGCGAAUGGCCUAUGACCGUGAGCUUCUCUCAGAUCAGCAAACAGCUGAGUGGGGAAAUCGAGGUCUUCAAGGAGCAUUUGGUCGUCUCCGUGUUCCACUUCCCAUUGACAAUGCAGAACGUCAAGGAAAUCUCCUUGAGAUCUGCAAUCGCCUCAAUAAUCUGCGCACAAGACGAGUGGGAAUCAAUCAGAUCCGGACUGUAUACAUGCGAUACUGGCAGGACACAGCUGAGGACAUUGAUAUCUGGCAGAACUUUGAGAAUAUGCUCUUCUCAGAUCAACGAAAGAACGAUAGAGUUGCUUGCUUCCAUACUUACGCAGAAUACACGUAA